This is a messenger RNA of Ochotona curzoniae (black-lipped pika), 2031 nucleotides long. RefSeq names its product NLR family pyrin domain containing 10 (gene NLRP10). The record is from RefSeq and is a predicted model, not a curated record. Gene Ontology annotation, biological process: positive regulation of inflammatory response. Gene Ontology annotation, cellular component: cytoplasm. Bases 1 to 2031 code for a protein of 676 amino acids. NCBI's taxonomy places the organism in Eukaryota, Metazoa, Chordata, Mammalia, Lagomorpha, Ochotonidae. The transcript is spliced from 2 exons.
AUGGCCAUGGUCCCAAAUCCCCAGCAGGCAUUGAUCUGGGCCUUGAAUGAACUUGAAGAAAAAAAUUUCAAAUUAUUGAAAUACCACUUACAGAAUAAGACCCCAGCUAAGGGCCAUCGCCAGCUGACCCGAGGGGAGCUGGAGGGCCUGAGUCAGCCAGAUCUGGCAUCUCAACUGAUUUUAAUAUAUGGAGCACAGGAGGCUGUGAAAGUGGUGCUUGAAGUCUUGAAGGAAAUGCACUUGAUGGAACUUGUGGAUCAGCUCAACCUCGUUUGUUUAAAUGAUUACAGAGAAAUAUACCGGGAGCAUGUGCGUUGUCUAGAAGAGAGGCAGGAAGGAGGGAUCGACAGUACCUACAAACAGCUGCUCCUUGUGAUCAAGCCCAGCGCUGAGAGCUCCAGAUCAGCUCUCAGUUCAGAGUGGGAGCUGGAUUCUGUCCAGGUGGAGGAUCUGUUUGGUUCAGGAGAGAUACCUGAUCCAGCCCCACGUGUAGUGGUGUUCCAAGGGAAUGCUGGCACUGGCAAGACAACCCAGACAAAGAAAAUGCUGCUGGAUUGGGCCAAUGGUACCCUUUACCAAGGCUCGUUUGAUUAUGUCUUCUACCUGAGUUGCAGAGAAGUGGUCUUGCUGCCAGGAAGAAAACUGGACCAGCUCCUCUUCUGGUGCUGUGGGGACCAGGAAGCCCCCAUCACAGAGAUUCUGAAGCAGCCGGAGAGGCUCCUGUUCAUCCUGGAUGGCUUUGAUGAGCUUCAGAGGCCCUUCAGGCAGCCGAGCCCCAUGGAGAACCUGCUGUACCGCCUCAUCAGGAGGAAGGUUCUUCCCACGUGCUCCCUGGUUAUCACUACACGGCCCUCGGCUUUGCGGAAUCUGGAGCCCUUGCUGUAUCAACCCAGCCAUGUCCACGUCCUAGGCUUCUCUGAGGAGGAGAGGAGGGAGUAUUUCAGCUCCUAUUUUACCAAUGAGGAGCAAGCCAGAAAUGCUUUUGAAGUUGUCCAAGGAAAUGAUGUUCUUUACAAAGCGUGUCAGGUGCCAGGCAUUUGCUGGAUGGUCUGCUCCUGGCUGAGGAAGAAGAUGGAGAGAGGCCAGAAGGUCUCAGAGAUGCCCAAUAACAGCACUGACAUCUUCACUGCCUACGUCUCCACCUUCCUGUCACCAGACGACGACAGGGGCCCUGCGCUUACUCGGCACGGGGUCCUGGAGGGUCUUUGCUCCUUGGCAUUUGAGGGGACCCAGUGUCACAGGUUUCUAUUUGAAGAAGCUGACCUCAGGAAACACAAUUUAGAUGGGCCCAGACUUGGUGCUUUCCUGAGCAGCAACAAUUACCAAGAAGGACUUGGCAUGAAGAAGUUCUACAGUUUCCGGCACAUUAGCUUCCAAGAAUACUUUCAUGCGAUGUCUUACCUAGUAAAAGACAACCACAACCAGCUAGGAAAGAAGUCCUGCAGAGAAGUGGGAAAACUGCUGGAGGAAAGGGACAAGGAGAUGAAUCUUUGUAUGCAGUUUUUAUGGGAUAUAUCGAAAAAAGAGAACUGCUCCAACUUGGAGCUAAAGUUCUGCUUCAGAAUUGCCCCUUCGAUAGCACAGGAGCUGAAGUAUUUUAAACAACAAAUGGAAUCUGUGAAACAUAAAAGAAUCUGGGACUUGGAAUUCUCCCUUUAUGAGGCUCCAAUAAAGAAUCUGGCAAGAAGUGUUCAGAUGACUGGUGUGUCAUUCAGAGUGGAUCAUUCAAAUAUGAGACCCCAUGGAAAGAAUUCAUUUUGUGUCAAAACCAGCUUGAUUGAUGGACAGAGAGCGGAUCAGCAGUGUGCUCUUAUGGGCCAAAGUAACAUGGUACGGGCACAAAAGGCGAUUUCUAAUGAAAAAGACAGAGAAACAGAGGAAGUAGAUAAAGAAGUUGGGGACAGUGGGAUGGGAAUCAGAGAAAUAAGACUGUUAAAGGGUCUGAAGCUCAUUGAAAUGGAAGGACAGGAGGAAGAAGGAAGACAGAGUGAAAAGGAUGGAGCGAUGAGAGAUCAGACUAAUGGCCAUUAG